AUGAACGAGAUUGCCUAUCCCUAGACCUAAUUCCAAAGAUACUCAUCUCGCCAAAUUAACAAGGUUACUUACUAUUGUCAAUCUCUUAAUGCACCAGACAAGGAUGGUUUGGAAAAGAAAAACCAAAUAUAUAAAUGGUAAGAGAUACAAAUUAAUCAAGGUUGAGAAAUUUGCCAAUGUAAUAAUUAGAGCAAGUAUUAUCCUUCACGUCUUAUUACAGAGUUCAUUCCUUUCUAAAAAUGUUUAAAUAAGAUUAAAAUUUGCUUCAUGAAUAUUUGGAAUUGGAAUAAAGUCCUUUUGAAGUUAAUGUAAAAAUCAAAUUAAAUCAAUAUUAUUAUGUGAGAGAGUGUAAUCGAAUAGAUAUGACUAAUUAAUGGAGAUAUGCAUAAUAAGUAUUAAUUGCACUUAAACAAUAGUAUAUUCUUGAUCAUACUUACAUUUCAGAUUAUGAAUGGUUAUUUGAUACUAUUACAAUUAAAGGUGAUAUUGAGGAGAUUAUUUAAUCAUUUGAAAUUCUAUCUAAAUAAUCAUUAUUCACAAAAAAUUGGAGAAUCGAGACCAAUGAAGACGAGGAAUAUUCAGAAAUUAAUUUUGAUUCAUAAUAAAAGAAAAAAGCAUUCAGGACCUUAUCAGAACAUAUUGUAAAUGAAAUGGAAAAGGCAAUCUUAAUAAAGUAACAUUUUGUAAAUACAACUUAAGAUUCUAAUAAUUUGAACAAAAAUGCACUUAUACUAAAUAGGAUUAAUUAUUUAACUUUCAUUAAAUUGAAUUAAAUUUCAAUAAUAUUAAUUAUGAGAUUGAAACUCAAGAAUUUUAGAAAGUUUUGGAAUAAUCUUAAGUAGAGAUGUAGUUUAUAGAUGAAAAAGUAUUAUUAUAAAGUUGGAAUUAACAUAUAAAAUGGGAAAAUUUAAAUUUGAAUAAUAUUGAACAAUAAAUCCAACAUUUGUUAAAUGAUAAAGAUUUAAUCUUUUAAUCACCUCUUAAAUAUACAAGUAAAUUAUGAAAAUUAAAUAUAAUAGUUACGGAAUCCUUAUUGUUUUGUAAAUAUUUAAUUUGUAAAUAAUUAAAAAUUUUAUAUCCAUUAAAAAAACCAUUAGAAGAGAAUCUUAAAGAAAAAAAGAAACCAAAAUAAAAGGUUUCUAAUUUGAAAAUGUUUUAAGGUAAAGUUGAUUAAUUGAAAUAAAUCAAUACUUAUUUUACAAGUUCUGAAAAAUCAAAAAUAUUACCAGAAAAUGAAUAAAGAUUAUUUAGUACAAAUUUAGAAGAAAAAGAAUAAUAAAUAUAUGAACAUUCUACUUCUUUUAUGAAAAAAUUGAUUGAAACAGUAUUAACAGAACUUGAGAAUUAUAAAUAAUAUAAAAAGAAACUUAAAAAAGUUAAAAAUGCUAAAAAAUCAUAAAUUAUUGAAACUGUAUAACCAGAACCUACAGUAUAAGUAUCUCAAGAUAUUAUAAAAGAAGAUGAAUGGAAUGAUAAACCAAAAUCUAAAAAAUAAAGAAAAAAGCAGCUUGAAAAAUAAAGAAAAAAAGAGUAAUUUUAUCAAAUGAUAUUUCUAGUAAUUUAGAAAGGAAGAAACUUAAAUAAAUGAAUCAAUCUCAAUAGCAAAGUGUAUCACAAGAUGAAAAAAUAGAAAAAUCAUCUAAAUCUUCUAUAAAAGAUGAUAAUGAAGAUAUUGAAAAUUAAAUAGAUAAUUAUUAUGAUAAUAAUAAUAAUGAUGAACUUAUAUUUGAAUAAUAAUAACAAAAUGAGAUUAUAGAAACAGUUAUUCAAGAUAUACCUAUUAUUACUAAUUCUGUGCUUGAUGAUGAAAGUGAUUAUAUUGAAGUAUAGAAUAAAAAGCAAUAGAAAAAAUAAAGUAAGUCAAAAACAUCCAGACAUAAGAAAUAAACAAAUAAGAAAGAUAAGGAAUUUUAAGACAAUUAAUCUUUACCUGAUGAAUAAUAAUAUAUUCCAUCAUUAAAGAAAUCUACUUCUUAAUCAGUUUAAAAGAAUAAUAAUCAUCAAUAUGAUGAACUUAAAUUAGAAAGAAUGUAAUCUCAAUAACAAAAUAGAACUAUAUUAUAAAAAAAAGAGAAUGCAAUUAAUAAAAUAUAAAGAUCAGGUUUAGUUAAAUCUAAAGCUUAAUAAAAAGAAUAAAAAUUGUAUACAUAUGAUUUAGAUCAAUCCUAAUUAUAAAAGAUUUAUAAAACAAUAUUGGAAUAAAAGAUUACAAAUGAUGUUAAAUAAAUAUAUCAAAAAGAAAUUGAUUAAUUUAAUAAGUAUAAAGCUGCAAGAGACAUCUCUAUUUAAAGAGUUUAACAUGUUAUUAAAUCAUAUUUUAAGAAUUGUGACACUGAAAUAUUUGGAUCAUCUACAACUGGAUUAGCAUUAAAAGAUAGUGAUGUUGAUAUGGUUGUUUAUGGUCUAUAAGUAUAUACAAAAUAAUAAUUAUUUGAACCUAUGAAAAGAUUGAUUGAAAUAUUUACUGAAUUAAAAUGGGCUGUUUAAUGCAAGUAUAAUAGAUUUUUAUAAAUAUAGACAUAUAUUUUAAGCUUCAGUGCCACUUAUUAAAGUCUUAGUAGAUCCUUCUAUAGACUUUCUUUCGUUUAAAGGAGAGCCAAAAUAUAUAAUAAUGCAAUGUAGAAAUCUUGAUCUCAAUUUAAAAUAUGGAGAUCCAAGUAAUUUUGAAUUUGACUUUAGGUUAAAAUAUCUUUAUUGAUAUUACAUUUGAAUUGGCUCCUCCUUAUGCAAUAUAUAAUCCAUAUGUCUAAGCAUUUAAUAUAGGUUUUUAAUCAACAUAAUAUACAAUUGAUAUAUGUGAAAAAAUUCAAGGUUUUUCAGAGGUAGCAAUAUAUUUAAAGAAAUUACUCAAGAUAAAAGAUUUGAAUGAUUCAUAUACUGGUGGUAUUAGUUCAUUUUGUUUAACAAUAAUGUUGGCAGCUAUAGGAUAAGAUCACAGUAUUGGUUAAAAACUAAUUAAUUUUUUACAUAAAUAUGGUUGUAAUUUUGAUCCUAAUAAAUGGGCUAUUUAUUUGGAUGAAAAAGGAUAAAAUAAUUUUUAUAAUAUCGAAGAUGAAUAAUCAAAUUAACCUCUUACUAUUAUUUCACCAAUCAAUUUACAAAAGAUUCAAAUAAAUGUUACUAAGAUAUAGACUAUAUUAUAAUUGUUUCAAUAAUUAUAUGUUGAAAUAAUGUAAAAUAUAGAUUAGAUAGAAUCUUGUUUGCAGAAAAGAAUUAACCAAAAAGAAUUAUUAGAGAAUUACAAUAGUCACUAAAUAUCAAAAUUAGUUGACCUUGUCUCUUGGCAAUGUCCUAAUUUACUAGAAAGCCAAAUUUAAUGA
This is a messenger RNA of Paramecium primaurelia, 3320 nucleotides long. NCBI's taxonomy places the organism in Eukaryota, Ciliophora, Oligohymenophorea, Peniculida, Parameciidae. The record is from the annotation of a GenBank genome assembly.